Molecule: messenger RNA, 2970 nt
Organism: Gadus morhua (Atlantic cod)
Lineage: Eukaryota; Metazoa; Chordata; Actinopteri; Gadiformes; Gadidae
Product: SLAM family member 5-like
Exons: 6
Coding region: 25-1005 (326 amino acids)
Cellular component (GO): membrane
Source: RefSeq, a predicted model, not a curated record
CUCUAGUUCCCUCAUUCGAGGAAAAUGAUCCGUAACCUAUCUAACAUGUAUCUCUGCACUAUAUUUCUUCAUGCUCUGUAUUUUCUUAAUUAUUGGUUCGUAGGCCUACAAGGGUCAGAACUUAAUUUGCCUAAUGUUUUUUUGCUCAAGGGAAAGGAUUUAUUCAUGGAGUUAAAAACACAGAAACCCACCAGUCAGUUUACAUGGCGCUUUAAAACAAAAAAUAAUAUAAUAAGACAUAAUCCUGGUCAAUUAGGGGAUUUUGAAAAUUUCUAUGGCAAAAGGGUAGAGUAUUCAACAAAGAAUUACUCAUUGCAAAUAAAAAAUGUUGGAUUGAAUGACAGUGGACUUUACCACGCAAUAGAAAGUGGUGCAGAAGUAACAAUUAUUGCUGGAUACAACGUCACAGUUCAAGAGCAGGCAUCACCAGUGGUCCUGAAAGUGUCGUCUGUAUCUCCCAGUCCUGAAUCCUGUAAUGUGACCAUGACCUGUAGCACUCAGAGCUCCUCCUUAAACUCCACCUUCACGUGCACCAAUCAAACCUGCUCUGGGGAUGGAGGAGACCCAGCAGAGGUCGUGACCUCUGAUGUCUCGCUCAACCUCUACCUGUCAAAUGGUUCGAUCGCCAUCUGUAACCAUAGCAACAAAGUGAGCUGGUCAAAGGCCACGAUGGAGAUUGAACCUCUGUGUUUUGAAGAUUAUGUUAGGAAUGCCAUCAGCAGCCCAAGUGUUCCAUUAAUUACCAUUUCAAGCUGUCUAGUGGGCUUCAUCAUGGCAAUGUGCAUUCUGGGAAUUUGUUAUUGCAAAUGGACGAAAAAUAACCACCCUACCGAUAACCGGGAAACCCAUUCUCCUGGUAGCGAUGACCAGAGUCCAAACUGUGACCAGUCUCCCACCGUCUACAGUAUGUUAGGACCCUCUUCUCUCCCUUUAGAAUCCAUUCCCCUUCAAACAGCCUCACCCGAAAGUAUUUAUGCCGAGGUUGACAAUCACGGAGGUGCUUAGAAGGUUGCAGGUUCUAUCAGGGGCGAAGCACCAAAUUCUGGGCCCUAUACACAAGAAGUCCUGAUGCUUUCUGAGCCGCUACUGAGCCUAGUCGACGGUUAUUGGAUACGGUUGAGGCGGGAUAUGACGUGAGUACGAUGUAUGAUUAAAGGUGCGUUCACGGUCCUGGUGAUAACGAGACGCCUUGUCAGUAAUAACGAGAUGCCACAAUUAUGACCCUCACGCUUACUUACGCGUCUUGCCGAUACCGCCGGUCAUGUGCACUGCGUUGGGAAUCUAAAAGUUCUUCACAGCAGGUUUUUUAUAUCUGAUAAAAACCUGUCAGAACUAAACAGAGCUUAGUACAAUCAGUUUCUAGUUUGAACGCCUUUAUUUCUUUGGAGCCUAUCACCUACUACCCGUUUCCUUUUAUUUAGGAGAAGCACAUUGUAUAUUGCCGCUGAAUGGAAGGCUACACUUCCCCUUAUCUAGAGCUGGUUUACCAGAACACAACGUUUGAAACCGAGCAAAGUUGAUGCCAACAGACCUUACAACUUCAAUCGAUAGUAAAGUAUGCGAUAUGAUGGUUGAUUGUUUUAUAUUGUGUAAAACGUUCAUGUUCAGCAAUGUUAAUGUGCGUCACUAUUAAACUAUACGUCACCAACUGGGUAACUCUGUUAUCAGAAUCUGCCCCCAGUUGCCGAACAGAAGUAGAAUCAUAAGCGCGCCAUGAGGUGUCGUUCACGAGAACUUUCCGACGUCCCAAAAAUGUUUUUGCCAUUUUUCCAGCGAUGUGAACGCGGCACAAGGCGGGAUAUGGGUCUUUUGAGCGUCGCGUCACUGACGUUACGGUCAAAAAUGUCGCUAAAUAAUUGCGUAAGACAAAAAGUGUCGCAGAACUAAUUAUGUAGCGGCUAACCUUGUUGGUUAGACGCUACAAAUGCCGCCUUCAAAGCAGCUCGGAGGUUCGGAAGCUCUUACGUGUAUUUACGUAAACCUUCACUUCUUCCGAAAUAAGUGUUCAGGAAACGCCCCUCAGAAGUUCGUAGGCUAUGACGUUAACCCGGAAAAACUGAUCGUUCGUGAGACUAUACCAGGGCCCCCAGGAACAAUGCAUGCUUCCGCAAUCCACCAGUGCUCAGCGGCCAAGCCUGGAUUGCACCCGUUUUAGCGGGCUGUGGACGGGUCCGUCAAUUCAUUGAGUCCCAGAAGUAGAUAUCGCCUUUCACUCCAAUACAAGUGGGGAACAGGAAUGUGUCUCCGCAAAAAAUGUCUGGAUAACAAUCAAAGGCUCCUAAUUAUAUUUAUACCAUGUUCUAAAAAAAAUUAUGUUUUCUCUUUUCAAAACGCCUCCUCAAGCGUUUUAUUAGCAGUUUUAUGCAUUUAUUUUUUGCUGUAGAAGGAGGGGUGGGCAGCUGAAAGGAGUCGUAGUGAAACAAACGGCUCAGUGCCAUGGACCUAUUAAAGAAGUGCACGGCUCUAUUAACUUCUCGUGUCUGAGGUUUUUCCAUUUACUUAACAGGAAUGGCGUUGAACACGGAUAUACAAAACAUACAUAUCAUUGAAAUAGCUGUUACAGGCACUGACGUAUUGAUUACCUGAAUGAUUAUGGGAGACCUAAUCUUCAUAAUAUUGUUAAUAGUCUAAUAUUAGAUUUCAGUUGCGUUGUAUUUAAUUUUCAUUUGCUUGUUUAGCUAUGUAUGACAGUUUAACAAUGUUGGUGUGUUACAAUCAUUAUUACAAUUCAUUAUUUGGGUAGGCUACUCAACUUCGUUGCUGGUCAAUAUGUAACCAUUUACUUUACAUAAAUUAUUGAUUGCAUUUUUCAUAAAUAGUUAGUAGGAAGGAAUCUGUUUCUUAAGCAAUAAAAUUGAACAGUAUUUUUCUAGGCCUACAUACGUUUACUACGUUGUUGGUGUUAUAUGUUAGAUGGAGCAAUCUUAUGAAGUUCCCAGACCAAUAAAGUUCUAUCUCUUUUUAUUUGAA